Messenger RNA from Mya arenaria, 5176 nucleotides. RefSeq names its product monocyte to macrophage differentiation factor-like. Gene Ontology annotation, molecular function: pore-forming activity. Gene Ontology annotation, cellular component: membrane. The transcript is spliced from 8 exons. The record is from RefSeq and is a predicted model, not a curated record. The coding region runs from base 130 to 870 and encodes 246 amino acids. NCBI's taxonomy places the organism in Eukaryota, Metazoa, Mollusca, Bivalvia, Myida, Myidae.
AAAACUGUUGUGUGCUCCGUCCGUUUCAUGUGCGAGAUGACAUUUGGUUCGAAAAAGAAGAGUACGCCAUGCACAAUUCAUGACAACAGUUGAAUCUGGCCCGGACGAUUUGACUGAGAAUUUCCAACAAUGCUGAGAAGAAAUAUUUCGUUUUCUGUUGACACCUCGAAAUUAAAGAAUGAGAGAGCUAGUCAUGGGGAGCACUACAAGCCAACAGACUUGGAGCACCUGGCCAACAUGUUCACUCAUGGGAUCUGUAUAUUUCCGAGCCUCUAUGGUUUGAAGAUAAUGCAGGAGCGAGCCUCAUCCCCAACCGAGGUCGCCGCUCUCCUUAUUUACGGCAUGGCACUGUUCUUUUUGUUCACUACGUCCACCAUGUAUCACUCACUCUCAUUUGCUAGGACUAAAAGCAAGCUAAAGCACUGUUUGCACAUUGGUGACCGAGCAGUGAUCUAUAUCUUCAUUGCUGCUUCUUACACUCCUUGGCUGCUGCUGAAGGACUUCGGAGGUGUGGACAAUUUCUUCAUGUGGGUGGUCUGGGUCGGGGCUGUACUUGGCAUUAUCUACCAGUUCCUCUUCCACAGCAAAUACAAGUCGCUAGAGGUAGUGUUUUACCUUAUUAUAGGAAUUUGUCCAGCUUAUGCAGUCACACACAUGACAGAUCCAUCAGGUGUGCAUGAGCUUGCUGUGGGGGGAGUGAUUUAUGUGGCUGGGGUCCUGUUCUUCAAGUGUGAUGGCAUUAUUCCAUUUGCCCACGCCAUCUGGCACUGCUUCGUGUUCCUUGGCGCAUUCGUUCACUUCUACGCCAUAAAUACAUAUCUGGUCGGCCAGCAUGGGAAAACUGAAAACAUUGUUGACAGAAUGGUUUGAUGAUGUGUUUUGCUAGAUUUUGAAUUCCUUUUUGUCCUUUACAUCUGUUUUUCUGAAUAAUUCCAAUAAGAUAACAGCAUUGCUUUUGACUAAAAGAGCCAAUGACUUUCAUUUAUUUUUAAUAUAUAGUUAAUUUGUGUUUUUGCUGCAAUGAUAAAAUUUUGACUCCACUGUUAAACAUUUUAAUACAGAAGUACACUAUUUGGUUGAAAGGAAAAUCCAAAAUUUCUUCUCACUGUUGUCAUUCUGUAUCUGUGAUUUUAGGGUAUUUUUUAUUUUUGUCAUCGUAAAGAUAACAUUGAUGAGUAUUUGGAUGGAUAUUGCAGGGACAAAACAAACAAAACUAUUUAUUAUUUAUAUUCACUUAGCUUAACAUUAUUCCAUUUUAUGGUCGAGCCUGCUUGAAGUGAGCGAGGCAUCGUUGUCACAAUGGCUGUUCUGAGUAUGUGCGUAGGAAAGUGCUUCACCUGUCGGGACUAAAAUUGUUCGCUAGGUAUCUUGACCAUGCAUUUUAGGAUUUUCAAAAAACUUGCCAUGAGGGUUCACCAUGAUGAGGCGGUCCGUCGCAAACAAUACCAAGUUCUGUACUCAAAAGGUCAAAGGUUGAAUUGAUCCUUAUACGGUCUGUAACUUGACCAUGCAUUAUAGGAUUUCAAAAAAACUUGCAAUGAAGGUUCACCAUGAUGAGGUGGCGUGUUGUGCAUAAGACCAUGUUAAGGUGAAAGGUUGAAAUGAUCCUUGUCCAGGCUGUAUCUUGACCAUGCAUUAAAGGAUUUUAGAAAUUGCCCUAAAUGUUCACAAUGACGAUGCAGCCUGUCGCACUCAAGACCCAGGCCUGUACCUCAAAGGUCAAGGUCAAAGUUAGAGGUCAUAAGUUAAAAUGAUCUUUGUCCAGACUGUAUCUUGACCAUGCCUUAAAAGAUUUUCAAAAAACAUGCAGUGAAGGUUUACCAUGUUGACCGGGCGUGUUGCACACAAGACCCAGGUUUGUGCCUCAAGGAUCAGAUUUAGGUUAGAGGUCUAAUGUUGAAAUGAUCCUUGUCAGGGCUGUAUAUUGACCAUGCAUUAUAGGAUUUUCAAAACACUUGCAAUAAAUGUUCAUCAUAAGGAGGCCGCUUGUUGGUAACAUGGCGAAGGUCUGCACCUCAUGGGUCAAGGUCACACCUAGUGGUCAAAGGUUGAUCUCAAAAUCAAGGUUACAGGUCAAAGGUUGAAAGGAUCCUUCCAGGUAUUGUUCAACUUCACUUUGCUCUGUAUUGCAAUCGCAUUGAAGAGCAUCAUGUCUGUUACCAAGGCUUUUUCAACGGGCUCGACAUAUUGCCAUUUUGCAUCUUCUUUAUUGAUAUUUGAACAGUUGUGGAUCAUUUUUUAAAUUUUCUGAAAUAGUCCUGUUAUAUUUCAUAUAUUUUGCAUAUUUAUAAUGGACACACCAUUUUGGACUUUCAUACAAUUUUUUGCUUUUUGUAAAUAUUUCAUAUUCAGUGACAUUUCAGUAAGCAAUCCUGAAAAUGUGAUGUUGAUAUCUUUAAAAUUGCUGAAAAUCUAUGUUUAUAAGCAUAAUUAUGCAGUGUAAAUUUGGACUGCUAACUUUGACAUUGCUGACAUGAUGUUCACACAAUAAGACUGUGGUUAAAAAGGACAGUAUGAACUUUGUCCUGAUAGAACAUGGCAAAGAACGUGAUUGUUAUGGUAACAUGGGUAAAGGAAUAGUUAUAAAUCCUUUUAAUAAUGAUCUAACAAUAUCUUACAAUUUAACUAAAAAAGUUUUCAAAGUAUUUAAACAUUUCAGUAUCUUUUUCACCCAUGAUAAUUUCAUUUGCUAGAAUUAUGUCCGAAGGCCCAAAAUUGGGUAGAGCACCUCAUAUCAAAGAUGAAUAGAGGAUAUUUGUUGAAUUUCAGCAUAAAAUCAAAAUUGAUUUCACAUAAUGAUCACAAAAAAUCAAUCUUUUCAUGAGUGGCUUAAUAUUCUGUCAUCACAAGUGAUUUCUUUUAUGAAUUUUCUCCAUACAGAAUAUUCUGUUUCUUUAAGGCUAACAUUUAAGAAGAAAACUGUCAAAUUAAUAUGUGUUUAUGAAAAAUAACAUUGUGAUGUCAAUUUGAAGACAUAAUUUGAAACAAUUCAUCCCACUAUGUUUUUUUGUUUUUUUUAUUAAACAUUGGGAAAUCCAUUAGAGAUGUGGAAAAAAAAGUUGAUAUUUUACUGCAGUAAAAUGAAACUGUGGAAAUAAUACAUGAUAAUUCAACGAACAGCAUAAUAAGAUCUGUUGUAUUUCUAUAAAAAUGGCAUUAUCUGCCUGUUGUGAUUUGUGGUUAGUUUGAUUGAUUGUCAUUUUGUAGCGUGCAAUAAACUGUGUCUUUAGUAUUGAUAUAAAAAUGAUCAAAAUAAACCACAUCCAUAAAACUAUAGUUUCAUAAAAUGUCAUGUCAAUCUAUUUUUCUAUAUCUGCCGAGUAUUGAUAAUGGAAACUGGAUGCUUCUUUGAAAGAUCUCCUACAUACUUAACCAAAGAUGUUACAAACACUUAUAUUGUGAUAGCAUACAUAUUUAUUUCCAUAUUUUUUGUUUUAUUAACAAAUGUCCCAUCAGAUACACCACCAUACUUUACCUUGUAGUAAGAUGUUGUUCUGAUCAAAUAUAUUCAUAUGCAUGUUAGAUAGAUAGAUAGAUUCGUUUGUGUAGGCUUUAUACAUUUAUACAGGUUAUUUACAUAUUGUUGUUAAGACUUUUACCUGGUACUGGUUGAUUUUGUAUCUUGUUUAUUAUUAUUAUGAUAGUUAGUUAGUGUAUGUAAGGCGUAUUAUGUCCUAUGACCUACAUCAUAUCUCUAUACGUCUGUAAAAUCAUAUAAUGCUCUAUGACUUUAUUUGUUACUCUCUAUACAUCUGUAAGGCCGUAUUACAUCCCAUGACCUACAUCCUAUUUCUAUACAUCUGUAAAGCCGUAUUACAUCCCAUGACCUACAUCCUAUUUCUAUACAUCUGUAAGGCCGUAUUACAUCCCAUGACCUACAUCCUAUUUCUAUACAUCUGUAAAGCCGUAUUACAUCCCAUGACCUACAUCCUAUUUCUAUACAUCUGUAAGGCUGUAUUAUGUCCCAUGACCUACAUCCUAUUUAAAUACAUCUGUAAGGCCGUAUUACGUCCCAUGACCUACAUCCUAUUUCUAUACAUCUGUAAGGCCGUAUUACGUCCCAUGACCUACAUCAUAUUUCUAUAUAUCUGUGAGGCCCCAUUCUGUCCCAUGACCUACAUCAUAUUUCUAUAUAUCUGUGAGGCCCCAUUCUGUCCCAUGACCUAUAUCAUAUCCGUCUAUACAUCUGUUAAGCUGUAUUACGUUCCAUGACCUAUAUCAUAUCUGUUUUUAUAUCUAUAAGGUCAUAUUAAGUCCAUUGACCUACCUCAUAUCUCUCUAUACAUUUGUACCAUAGUAUUACAUCCCAUGAGUGAUGACCUAAAUCUUUUUUUUAUUUUCUGUAAUUUCAACAAAGAAAUUUACUUUCUUCAAUAUUUCUAUUUUAUCAGCUCUCAGAUGGUUCAUGCACAUGUAGUAAGACUUUGUUACAUCAAAUAUCAUAUGUUCUUUAAAGCAUGGAAAUUAUGACGUUUGUAUUUAGCAAAUGAUCAGAUUUUAAAUAUGAAAACCAUUAUUUAAAGAAGGCUUUUGCUUUUGGUGCUGACUUCACUGUUUAACUCCUGAAGGUCUCGAGAUGUAAGGCAAUCUGUAAAAACCAGGCUGUGAGAAUAAUGUUAUGCAAGAUCACGUUUUUUUCAACAAGAAAAUUUUUCGAGGGUGACAUAUAUCAAUAUUAACUGUCUCUUUGUUAAUUGAAAGUAAAAACAAAACCACUGUCAUGCUUUCGAAAAAAAACCACUUGCUUUUACAUGAUACGUCAUUUUCCCCUAAGCCUUGGCUUUCGCAGAUUGCGUCACAUGUAUUAUAUGUGCCAUGAUAAGUUUAUACCUCAGAUAUUUAAUUUCAAUGUAACUGUACAAUCAACUUGUUUUUAACUGGCAAAAAAACAAUUAAAUCCUCAUUACCUUUCGUUCACCUGAGCUAAACUAUUUACAGGUAUUGCACUUGUUUAUGAAAAUAGUAAAAAUGAUAAGUAUUACUUUCAAUGAAACAAUUUGCUAGUUUGCUUUUAUUCUCUGUUUUGAUAACAUCAUUAGAUUGCUUGACAUCGCUGACAUUGAGUAAUCAAUUUUUUCUGUUUGCGUCAUGGACCUUUUUUUCAUGAGCAUCAUUUUUAAAAGUCUGGAGAUUGUUUGAAAUGUUGCUAUGCUUGUUGGAUUUUAUAAAAAAACAA